AUGGAGUACUUGCGGGGAUUCAAUAAAUACAAGUUUUUUCACUUCUCUUCAACAAACCCAUUGGAAGCGAGCACGAUCAUUACGACCGGUAUUGAAACGUUUAAUAAAGCGAUGGGAGUAUCGUUUUUCAAGCGCAGGCACAGCUUCAUAAACUUUUUCUUUAUCUUCGGGAUUACCACGUUGGUGCUGUAUCUUAUAAGUGUGUUGAUAUCCUCGUACCAGUCGCGACAUGAUAUGACCAAGUUAAUUUUCUGUAUUGCCACCUUAGGAUUUGGCUGUCAGGCUAUGAUGAAAAUAUACAGCUUUAUCAUAACACGUCAGCGUGUGGUUGACCUGUACGAGAACAAUCUCCACUACUACCAAGAUAUGAUGAAGCAGAGCGACCGUGUUAAACUCGUUCUGUGCGAAAAUGCCAGCCUUAUCAACAUAGUCAUCCGAGGAACGGUUGUGAUUUACUUUAUGCUAGUCGCCACGACAGUAAUGAUACCGGGGUUAUCUUCGGCAUUUCUAGCGGAUCGAAUUUUGCCCUUCGGAUUCGUGUUGCCUUUUACUAACGCGGACACACUAGCUGGAUAUCUUUUGAACUACAAUUUGCAUGUUCUGAUGUCCGUCUACUAUUGGAUUAUUACAGUCGGAUCCGACAUCACCACUAUCUACAACCUUCUAACCGCCUACGGGCAACUGGAUGUGCUAAUGAUAAUCAUCGAGGAGCUCAAUGAGCAGCUGGAUCGAGGUGAGUCUCCAGAGGUGAUUCGAAGCAAAAUAAUCGAGAUCAUUCAGCAACAUCAACACCAUCGAGCGUAUAUGCAACAGUUAGUCGAUUUUUUGAACCCUUAUCACUUUGUAACGCUUGGUUCGACCGUUCCGACGAUGGUUAUAUCUGUGCUCGGAUUUGUGUUGUUGGAUUGGUAUCCAGGCGCCGUGAUUGUGUUCCUUGGAUCAGUUCAAAUAUUUUAUAUUUGCUUUUUGGGCACUAGUCUGGAAAUAAAGACUGAUGCCCUAACGCUGAAGGUCGGUGCAAUCAAUUGGAAUAAGCUUACCGUUCGAGAUAUGAAGUACCUGAAUCUGGUGCUAGUCAUGACACAAACGCCCAAAGUUUUAGCAGUAGCCAUGCUGCCAUUGAACAUAACCGCAUUCUUAAAGAUCCAUAAGUUUAUUUACUCCAUGAUAAUGAUGUUAGAAAGCACCAAAGAUUGA
Molecule: messenger RNA, 1197 nt
Organism: Anopheles nili
Lineage: Eukaryota; Metazoa; Arthropoda; Insecta; Diptera; Culicidae
Exons: 5
Coding region: 1-1197 (398 amino acids)
Biological process (GO): sensory perception of smell; detection of chemical stimulus involved in sensory perception of smell
Cellular component (GO): plasma membrane
Molecular function (GO): odorant binding; olfactory receptor activity
Source: RefSeq, a predicted model, not a curated record